Messenger RNA from Fusarium musae, 693 nucleotides. RefSeq lists its product as uncharacterized. The record is from RefSeq and is a predicted model, not a curated record. Lineage: Eukaryota; Fungi; Ascomycota; Sordariomycetes; Hypocreales; Nectriaceae. The transcript has a single exon. The coding region runs from base 1 to 693 and encodes 230 amino acids.
AUGUCGAGCCAUAAUUCAACCAUCGUCUAUCCUGGCGUUCCUACAAUUGAAGAAGACCCGCGGGCUCGUAUUAAUGUCAUGAUUGACAUCUUCAACGCUGGCCUUUCAUCUGGCUCGGGCGGCAAGCUUGACAGAGGCUUGUACCAUGAGAUAUUCACGGCAUACAAGCUCGUCCAGGAUUAUAAAAUCAUGCAUGGCAACCAGAUCUCCAGACCUCUUACUGAUUCAGAGAAGCGAGAGGGUCUGAAUGGAAGCUCGCAAAUGAUCACUGUUCCCUUGCAGGGUAACAAAUACCGAGAGCUGGACAUGGUCUACGACGAAGACGGAACUACCUUCAUCGUCGAGGCCAAAAACACCAAGACUGUUGAUCACAGUCAGCUCCAGCCCAAUAUCCAACUGGCACAGCAAAUCCAAGGAGCCUUGGUGUAUGCGAUCGGUGAGAAGGAUGGUCAGGAACGAGCUCUCAAUGAAGCAUACAAAAAGCUCAAAGAUCAACACCAGUCGAGCAGUACUGGGAGCUUCCCUCCUCUCCACGUCCUGCGGAUUCCCGAUAAAGUCUCGAACAUCAUGGCGGACAACAAACCCAUGAGUCUACUAUCGCUUUCAUCCACGUUUCAGGUUUCCCAGUUCAACAUUGCUGAGGUAACAGGGGAGUUUAAUCAUGAGGAACGUGGUUUCUCGUUAUUUAGAUAG